This is a messenger RNA of Spea bombifrons (plains spadefoot toad), 6096 nucleotides long. It is a transcript of the gene PCDH17, whose product is annotated as protocadherin 17. The transcript has 5 exons. NCBI's taxonomy places the organism in Eukaryota, Metazoa, Chordata, Amphibia, Anura, Pelobatidae. The record is from RefSeq and is a predicted model, not a curated record. Gene Ontology annotation, cellular component: plasma membrane. Gene Ontology annotation, molecular function: calcium ion binding. Gene Ontology annotation, biological process: homophilic cell-cell adhesion. Bases 1259 to 4720 code for a protein of 1153 amino acids.
UAUUUACAUUUAGAUAUAGUUUUGGAUCUGUACUGUGAGAGAAUAUAGAACACAAGCAACUAGUUACGUUUACAUCAAAGCAUUUGAUGAUCUUCAAUGCCUGAAGUUAAAUGUCCUAUUAACUAUAAGCUCACCAGAUGCUGAAUGAUUUCAAUUCUUUGUAUCGUCUAUUGCUUUGCCUGUGAAGAUAAGCAGAAAAAAAAAUAUAUAUAUACAUUCCAGAUAUAUUUACAAGCUAAUCAUUCAGAAGCACACAACACUGCUGAUCCUGCUUUAAUGUGGAGUCCGUAGGGACAUUGUAGCUAUUGAUUGCAUGUACACAUCAUGCGCAGCAAUCAUUGUAUAUUUAUACAGAUGUAUUAAAAUGUGGAUUUUCUGGAUUUAAGUUUGUGUUGGAUAGAUCAGCUGAAUGCUGAAGACUUUAGGGAGGAAGUGAUAAGAAGGCAAUGCUCAUCGAAAAAUGAAAACGGAGCAGUUGACAAAACCUAGCAAUGAAUGCAGCAACUGUUCUCUAUUCAACUGUGAUUCUUUUUUUUUCUAUUUUAUAAUCUGUGCGCCCAGCCAUGGUUUACCCGUUGAUUUGUUCCAGACUGCAGACUGAAAACUGGAAUUUAACUGAAUACAAUUGUCAGUUGUAAGCUGAUGUGGCUACUGGCCUUACAGAAAGAGAGGAAGAGAGAGAAAGCCCAACUGUGAAAUGACUGAAUCCAAUCUGUGAUUUUAAUACUUUGCAAUUGAUCAUCAACUUUGAUGGGUGCUUGCAUUUUGGAUUUUCUCCAGAUAGCUUGCAAAUCCCUGCAUUAUUUAAUAUUCAUGAAUUCCUGCUUGCAAAUAAAGAUAAUGUGAAGGAAAAUAAAAAUUGACAGCUUUUAGGAGGACAGCUGGCAGACAAUCUAUGUUAGACAUUCAUAUUGAAAAGCUAUUUUCAAAGAAUAUGAUGUGUUAUGGGCACUUCUGAAUCUUUUAAAAACGUUGUAUGUUUCAUAAUUCAAUUAUGGACACAGUCAAAAAUCUUAACAUUCUUGAUUGUUUAAUAUAUGGACCUGUUUUUUUUUUUACGAUUCACACUUUGCCUCCAAGUUGAACAUGUAGACUAAGGCUUGUCUACUUUUCUAAGACAAAGGAAAAUUUCCAUCUGUUUUCACAAUGUUAUCGAGAAAAUGAAAUUUUCAAGGAAACAGAAACCACUGAUCUAAUAUUGUGUUAUUUUUUUCAACCGGGACAUGACAUAAAUAAAAGGGAAGACAAUAAAGUUAGCAUGUGUAAACAGAUGGCCACUGGGAUGCUCCUCUUCAUCUGUUCCGUCUUUUCCCUCUGGGGUCUUGCCCUUUCUUUACGUACUUUAAAUUAUUCAAUUUUAGAAGAGAGAGGGGCAAGGGCUGUCCUUGGCAAUAUUAAUAAUGAUGGUAAUCUGGAGUUGCCAGAAAAAGGAAAGAAGCCUAAUUUUCGAUUGUUGGAGAAUUCUGCCCCGCAAUUACUGGGUGUUGAUCAGGAUAGUGGGUUAUUGUUCACAAAACAGAGGAUUGACAGGGAAAUGCUAUGCAAGAAAAGUCCCAAAUGCUUGAUUUCUCUAGAAGUCUUUGUCAAUGAUAAAGAAAUAUGUAUGGUUAAAGUAGAGAUACUGGACAUUAAUGAUAACUCACCCAAAUUCCCCUCUGAGCAGAUAGAUAUUGAGAUUUCAGAAAAUGCAUUGCCUGGGACACGAUUUCCUCUGACAACAGCACAAGAUCCAGAUUUAGGAGAUAAUGACUUGAAGACUUACAUGAUCAUGCAUGGUGAUCAUCGUUUGUUUUCCUUGGAUAUAAAAUCCAGGAGUGAUGGUACAAAGGUUCCUGAGCUAGUUAUUGAGAAAUCCCUGGACAGAGAAGAGCAAUCUCAUCACAGACUCAUUUUGGUUGCUGUUGAUGGUGGUAAUCCUCCUAGAUCAGCUACCCUGCUAAUAAAUGUAAAAGUUAUUGAUUCCAAUGACAAUAGCCCUGUUUUUGAAUCCAAGUCUUAUACUGUUGAAAUUGAAGAAAACUCUCCAUUAGGUAAAAUUGUCAUUGACCUCAAUGCCUCUGAUGCAGAUGAAGGCACCAAUGGGGAUAUUUUGUAUUCAUUCAGUGGUUAUGCUUCUGAUCGCAUCUGGGAACUUUUCUCACUUGAUUCCAAAAGUGGUAUAAUACAAGUAAAAGGUAACUUAGAUUAUGAAGAAAAUGGACUCAUUGAAAUUGAUGUCCAGGCUGAAGAUCAAGGACCUAACCCAAUACCUGUGCAUUGCAAAGUAACGGUAAAAAUUACUGACCAAAAUGACAAUGCCCCAACAAUUAGUUUUGUAUCGGUACGGCCAGGUGAAAUUAGUGAGGCAUCUCCUCCUGGUACAGUUAUUGCAUUAGUUAGGGUUACCGAUAAGGACUCCGGAAAGAAUGGUCAGUUGCAUUGUCGGGUCAUUGGCAAUGAGCCGUUCAAACUUGAAGAUAAUUAUGACAAUUUCUACACUGUUAUAACCAGCAGGCCUCUUGAUCGUGAAGUGCAAGAUGAAUACAAUGUGACAAUAAUUGCCCAAGAUAAUGGCAGCCCUUCCUUAAAUUCCACAAAAUCCUUUAUUGUGAAAAUCAUGGAUGAAAAUGAUAACCUACCACGUUUCUUUAAAUCUUUGUAUGUGCUGCAGGUGUCUGCAAACAAUAUUCCUGGGGAGUAUUUAGGCUCAGUUGUUGCCCAUGAUCCAGAUUUAGGGCCAAAUGGCACUGUUUCUUAUUCAAUCUUGCCAUCGUAUAUUGAUGGUGUUUCAGUCUACACUUAUGUCUCCGUGCACCCUGCAAAUGGGGCAAUUUAUGCACUAAGGACUUUUUAUUAUGAAUUGACAAAAUAUUUUGAAUUUAAAUUGCUUGCAAAAGAUUUAGGCUCCCCUCCUCUAGAAAGUAACACUACAGUGAGAGUGACCAUAUUGGAUGUUAACAAUAAUGCACCCAUCAUUGUACUGCCAACUUUGCAGAAUGAUACAGCAGAGAUCCACGUCCCUAGAAAUGCAGGAAUGGGAUACCUUGUCAGCACAAUAAAAGCAAUGGACAUUGAUUUUGGCGAAAGUGGCCGACUAACAUACGAAAUUCUACAAGGGAAUGAAGAGCACUUCUUUGACCUGGACACGGUGACUGGCGAGAUCAAAGUUCGAAAUCCUUAUUGGGAAGAUAUUUCUCCUGUAGAACUCAUUGUCAAAGUGACAGAUAAUGGUAAACCAUCACUUUCAACUAUAGCAAAGCUAAUUAUCAAAAUAAACACUGCUUGUCUUCCGGAAGGAGAGACAAGUUUGUCUGGAGAACACAAGGAUUGGGAUGUUUAUUUGCCGGUUACUGUCACUUUAAUCACAAUUUCCAUAGUAUUGCUUGCUGCAAUAGUAUCAAUAAUUAUUUUGUGUAAAAAGGAAACCAAAGAACUAACACCAUAUAACAAUAAACUUAUAGAGCCUCCGUUUAUGAAAGUAAAAAAGAAAAAACUAAACAAAAAUGAGAUUAUGCUGGUGCAAAGCGAAGUAGAGGAAAGGAAUGCAAUGAAUGUUGUAAGUGGCCCAUCGCUUGCUAUAUCUCCAAUGUAUUUCGAUUGUCAAACCAGCUUGCCCCUAAGUUCCUCCCACACUGAAGUGGUGUACUUGAAGCCUACAUCAAAUAUGAUGACUGUUCCUCAAGAAACUAUUGGAUGUCCCAGUUUUUCAGCACCGGUUAGAAAUAAAGAUGCAAAUUCUUCAACACGGAUAUCAAUAUCGCAGACAGACAAUUUCCCCACUGAGCCCAAUUACAUGGGCAGUAGACAGCAGUUUGUUCAAAGUAGCUCAACAUUUAAGGACCCAGAACGAGCCAGCUUAAGGGACAGUGGCCACGGAGAUAGUGAUCAAGCCGAUAGUGAUCAAGAUACCAACAAAGGUUCUUGCUGUGAUAUGUCUGUAAGGGAAGCUCUUAAAAUGAAAACAACUUCCGCUAAAUGCCAGUCACUCGAUCAAGAUCCCUGCUGUAAAAAUGCGGAUCGAUGCUCUAUAAAGUCUGCGUGCAAGACUGUAUGGACAGAGCAAGAAGAAUGUAUUAACUGCACAGAGGAAUGCAGAGUGCUUGGUCACUCAGACCGGUGUUGGAUGCCUCAGUUCCCAACAGCAAACCAGGUAGAAAAUGCUGAUUACCGCACAAAUCUCUUUGUUCCGACCGUUGAAGCUCAUGUUGAAACUGAGACUUAUGAAACUGUGAAUCCCACUGGAAAAAAGACAUUUUGUACUUUUGGAAAAGACAAAAGAGAGCACACAAUUCUCAUUGCCAAUGUUAAACCAUAUUUAAAAGCCAAGCGUGCCCUGAGUCCCUUGCUUCAAGAGGGUCCCUCUGCAUCAAGCAGCCCAACCAAGACAUGCAUUGAGCCUUGUGCCUCUACUAAGGGACCAUUGAAUAGCUGUGAAAUUAAAUCAGGAGUCUUGGCAGAAACAACCAACCAUUACAUGUCUUCUGAAAGUCAAUACCUAUCGCCUAGUAAACAGACAAAAGAUCCCCAAUAUAUUGCAUCAGAUCCAAUGGCUCGCGUAUUUGCAGAUGUGCAUUCCAGAGUGAGCCGAGACUCAAAUGAGAUGGACUCUGUUUUGGAGCAGUUGGAGCAUUCAAAUCGAGAUCUUGGACGAGAGUCAGUUGAUGCGGAGGAAGUUGUUAGAGAAAUUGACAAGCUCUUGCAAGACUGUCGAGGAAAUGAGGCAGUGGCUGUAAGAAAGUAAGCGGAAGGACCUGUUAUAUUUGCCUUUUUCCCAGUAAAAAUAUACAUUUUAUCCUGGGUACAGCACAUUGGCUGGGGAGCUAUAUAGACUGAGGCUGCUUUGUGGCUACAAGAGAACAGUUUAAGUGCCCCUCAACUUUUUCAGUGAAUUUUGUUUGUCUCCAAUUACAUGGGCUUCAUUUUGACAAAAAACAAAUCAAACAUACAACAACCUUCCGUUGGACAAAGUCAAGGAAACUACACCAUGAAAUAUGACAAUCUGAUAUAUAAGGGAACAGGACUAUAAACAUUUACGGAGUUUUGCAACUUCCUACUGUAGUCGAUGAUGACUUUGUUUUCCGGAGAGAAAAAAACAUCGAUUAACAGGGUUAACUAAUUCAUGUGUGGAUUUUAAGCAAGCAUCGCUAGCUUCUAAUUAAAAUCCUAACUAAUUUUACUGUAGUCCUAGCUGCACCAAACUUCGCCACCCAUUUGUGGAAUCCAUUUUUUGCAUAAAAGAACAACAUUCCAAAACAUUUUCAAUAAAACAUAUCAGUCAUUAAGUGCAUUUCAAUGCCACACAUAGUGAUAUAUGAAACUAUAUAGUCAAUUUCUUGUGUCUUGCACAUGCAUUCGCUAAUUCACAUGUAAAAUGGAAAAAAGUGUUGACUAAUAAGAAUUUUAGUGUCCUACAAAAAAAUAUAUACACAGAUAUUUACAUAUAUAUAGAUAAUUAUAAAUAUAUUUCUGAACCUUAAUUAUAAUGUGGAUCUAAAGGAUAUUUACCAUUUAAGGGUAAAAGUAUAAAUAACAUAAUUAAUAUCUAUUUUUAUUGCUUUGUGGACACUAAAAUUGCUCAGGAAAGUGAAAUGUCCUAUUCAUUCAAAGAUCACAUCACCAUUUAAAUGUGCAAAUGUAAGAAAAUUUAAAUGUGUUUACAUAAAAUGACAUUUUUAUGAUUUUUUUUUCCUUUUUUUGCAAUUUUAGUGCAUAUGAGCCAAAUCGUUGAGUGUAUAAGAGCUAUAUUGUGUAUUUUAUUAAAUUAAUAUAUAGUUGUGUUGCAAAAAAAUAUUUGGGCUUAUAUUGUAAAUGGCAAGUGUUGCCUCAGUAGCUGUCGAACUCUAUGAGUUUUUUUCCUGCUUCCUUUUCUGUGUGGAGUACAGGACGCAGUGCCUCGGAGCAAAGUCUCUGUGUUAAAUGUAUGGUCUACAAGCUACGGUAGUACGUAAUCUGUUCAAAAUGUGUCUACAUGAUUUAAUUCAGAGCAAAAGUGAGUACAAAACACAGCAAUCCUUCUGUCAUGACAUUGUCGAACACUUCUGUUAACAAAACAAGCAUAGCAACAGACAUAUUUUUCAUUCGUAUUAGUAACAUUCCUUAACAUUAUAACUAAAGUUU